CCUUAAAACCCUAAGACACUACCACCAUGUGUGACGAGGAAGACGCAGCGGUACUCAUCUGCGACAAUGGCUCCGGUCUUGUCAAGGCUGGCUUCGCCGGUGAUGACGCCCCUCGAGCUGUCUUCCCCUCCAUCGUUGGCCGCGCCCGUCACCAGGGUGUGAUGGUCGGUAUGGGUCAGAAGGACGCCUACAUUGGUGAUGAAGCCCAGAGCAAGAGAGGUAUCCUCACCCUCAAGUACCCCAUCGAGCAUGGUAUCAUCACUAACUGGGACGACAUGGAGAAGGUCUGGUACCACACCUUCUACAACGAGCUCCGCGUUGCCCCUGAGGAGUGCCCCACCAUGCUUACUGAGGCUCCCCUUAACCCCAAAGCCAAUCGUGAGAAGAUGACUCAGAUCAUGUUCGAGUCCUUCAACAUGCCCGCCAUGUACGUUUGCAUCCAGGCUGUCCUGUCCCUCUACGCCUCUGGCCGUACCACUGGUGAGGUUUGCGACUCUGGUGAUGGUGUCUCCCACAUGGUUCCCGUCUAUGAAGGUUUCGCCCUUCCCCAUGCCAUCCUCCGUCUGGACUUGGCUGGUCGUGACAUCACCAACUACCUGAGCAAGAUCAUGACUGAGCGUGGCUACUCCUUCACCACCACCGCUGAACGUGAGAUCGUCCGUGACAUCAAGGAGAAGCUCUGCUACAUUGCUCUGGACUAUGAGAGUGAGAUGAACACUGCUGCUGCUUCCUCUUCAUUGGACAAGUCCUAUGAACUUCCUGACGGUCAGGUCAUCACCAUCGGCAACGAGCGAUUCCGUGCUCCUGAGUCUCUGUUCCAGCCUUCCUUCCUUGGUAUGGAAUCUGCUGGUGUUCACGAGAUCGUCCACAACUCCAUCAUGAGGUGCGACAUUGACAUCAGGAAGGAUCUGUUGGCGAACAUUGUCAUGUCUGGUGGUACCACCAUGUAUGCUGGUAUUGCUGACAGGAUGCAGAAGGAAAUCACUGGUCUCUCUCCAUCCACUAUUAAGGUCAAGAUCAUCGCUCCCCCUGAGAGGAAGUACUCCGUCUGGAUCGGUGGUUCCAUCCUUGGUUCUCUGUCCACCUUCCAGAACUUGUGGAUCACCAAGGAGGAAUACGAUGAAUCUGGCCCUGGCAUCGUUCACCGCAAAUGUUUAUAAAUCUAGAAUAUUAUUCAUACUUUCUUGGUAUGUUUUAGAUAUAUCAAUCAACUGUGGGUGACCAGGUCAUUCACAAUAAGAUAUUUCAAAUGCACACCUCUUGGUGGGAUAUGAAAAUUAUACUAUGAAA
Molecule: messenger RNA, 1290 nt
Organism: Macrobrachium nipponense
Lineage: Eukaryota; Metazoa; Arthropoda; Malacostraca; Decapoda; Palaemonidae
Product: actin-like
Exons: 1
Coding region: 27-1160 (377 amino acids)
Source: RefSeq, a predicted model, not a curated record